GGCAGAUCGAUACAGUUCAGUAGCAACCAUCCGAUCGUGCCAUGGUUUGCGGUAAGGAAACGUUGAUCGCCCUCGGCACGCUGCUGCUUGCCUGCAGUCUGCUGGAGUGGGCCGAAGCUCGUGGAGCCACCAGGCCCAGCCUCGACGUUGGGCAGCGGUUGCGUGCGUUGAAAGCGCGCAAAGCGUCCGCAGUCAAUGGUGCAACACUGCCCAAGUUCAAGCCGUGGGAGGCGGGCCUGGGCGUCUACAAGGAGGGCGACAUCAUGGAGCGAGCAGUCCGCCAGCGGAACGGUGUGGCGCUGAGCGCCUUCCCGAAUGCGCGCUGGCCGAACGCAGUCGUACCGUACGUGGUGACGAACACCUUCACGACAACACAGCAGGGCGUCAUUCAAUCAGCAAUGGCACAGAUCGCUGCCGCCACGUGUGUCCGGUUCGUUCCGCGCAGCACGGAAGCGCUGUACGUGACGAUCGGCAACGGCGAGAGUGGCUGCUGGUCGUACGUUGGCCGCAGUACGCGCAACAGCGAGAACCAGGUGAACCUGCAGAGCCCGGAGUGUGUGGACAUCGGUACGGUGGUGCACGAGCUGAUGCACGCGAUCGGUUUCUAUCACGAGUUUACGCGCCCGGAUCGUGACGAGUGGGUGACGAUCGAUCAAGGCGCACUAGCGGCCGAGUACCAGACGGCCACGUUCUACGCCGACAACUACGGCAAGAUGGCGGCCAGCGACGUGGUGCUGUACGGCCGCAAGUACGACUACGGCAGUGUGAUGCACUACUCCAAGUACGCGGCAGCAGCAAGCCGUACGCGCCCCGUCAUGAACAACCUGCAGCCCUGGACCGGUGACUUUGGCAACGAUAACGGCCUGUCGGCGGCCGACAUCAUCGACAUCAAUUACAUGUACUGCAAUGGGACGACCACGACCGCGGCACAGGCGGCCACGACUACUACCACUGCCAGGCCCGCUACCACCACGACAACGACUGCACGCCCGGUCACUACCACGACAACGACUACGACCCGGGCACCAACCACCACGACCCGGGCUCCAACCACCACGACCCGAGCUCCAACCACGGUACGUCCGGGCAUUUUCACCACGCUUAUCCAGGUGCCAGUAACUCGCUUCCUCGAGAUACUUCGCUCACUGCCACUGUUUAACCUGUUCAGCUUGGGCUGAGCGCACUAGCGUGCCAGUAUCAAUUCCUGCCCCUCCCUUCCACAUCAUGUAAAGUCGAACUGUCUAAAUAUAUUGUAUGCAAAAACACAAAACCAGCGCUCGAAUAAAGCAAAACCUUGUUAACAAAGUA
Molecule: messenger RNA, 1308 nt
Organism: Anopheles merus
Lineage: Eukaryota; Metazoa; Arthropoda; Insecta; Diptera; Culicidae
Product: zinc metalloproteinase nas-14-like
Exons: 2
Coding region: 42-1178 (378 amino acids)
Biological process (GO): proteolysis
Molecular function (GO): metalloendopeptidase activity; zinc ion binding
Source: RefSeq, a predicted model, not a curated record